CUUGAGUUUAGCUGUUUGUAUAAAAAUAGGAAAGGAGGAGAAAAAAGUACGCGUCUUUUACUUUUAGUAAAAGGUACUCCAGUCCUUCCUUUCCGAAAUUUAAAUACAACAAUAUUCAGAUUCCAGUAGUUAUAGUAAAUGGUCGGAGAGGAUUUAAUGACGAAAUAAACAACUCAACUCUCUAUUAUAAUCAUCAUCAUCUUCAUCGUUUCCAGUGUUUUGCGUUUUUUGAAAUGACCUCAGUUCUGGCAAUCCUGAGGGACAGAAGAAAAAUAUGGUAUACAUCUUUCUUGGUAUGUUGUUUUAUUUCCCGACAUUUUAUAUACAUAAUUUUUUUUCCCCUCUCUCUCAUAUCUUUCAAGCGAGUUAAGCUUACAAUAUUCAUUUUUUUUUGUCUAAUGAUAGAAAGAGAGAGAGAGAGGGAGCAAUAAACUCAAUUAUCUAUAUAAUAUAAAAACAAGCAAACAAUAAUAUGAUGAAAUGAAUAGUAAAUUUGAUAAUAAACAAAGGAUAUUAUCGUAUCAAUGGCAUCUUCUGCGAAAACCCAAUAACUGUAGCCAUGACGGGACGGGACGGAGUACUAUGUAUAUAGUAUAUUUUUUGUCUCAACUAAAGUAGCAUUAAUUACUGUGCAUAAUUUAAUACCCGUUGACUCAUCUUCGACAACCAAUGCGGUAUUACUCUCGGCAGGAUGAACAAUUAAAAAAAAAUGAAUUGAUAAGCAUUGUUUGUAGAUUUAUAUUGUUCUUGCAAUUAAGGCCUAUAAAAAUAAUACCGUUUAAAGAGUUUGUCAUGAAUUGAAAUUCCAGUAAUUGUCAUGUUGUUGUUCUUUAAUAUCAUUUCUUAGUUCAUCAACUCUUUUUGUAUUCGAUGCAGAUUUAAU
Molecule: messenger RNA, 883 nt
Organism: Cokeromyces recurvatus
Lineage: Eukaryota; Fungi; Mucoromycota; Mucoromycetes; Mucorales; Mucoraceae
Exons: 1
Coding region: 234-431 (65 amino acids)
Source: RefSeq, a predicted model, not a curated record